CCUCUAUAGAGAUUCAACCUAACCUAUCAUACGUUAACAUUAGUAUACUACUCGUUAUAUAGUCGUUAUUGUCGAGCGCGAAGUAUUCGUAAAAUUGUAAACAAAAAAUUAUUGACGUCCGUCGUCCAACACUUAUUGUAGAAUAAACCACAGAACUAGAAUUUUUUAAAGUAAGUAUGCAUGCCAUUAUUGUUCACUAGCAAUUAGUGUUCGACAUCAAAUUAAACUUCAAUCGAUUGAUGAAAUUCGGAUUUGCAUGUGUGAGUGGAACACACGUGUCGCCGAUUAGACAGAAUUGCUGUUUUGACGUUGAAAUGCCUGUCAUAAAGAUGCCGUCAAUUCACGAGACGUCCAAAUUUCGUUGUCCUUGGCACCUGGCGUCCUGGCUCACCAUAAUUAUAUGAUUCCCGAUGAAUGAGACGGGUGUGUCGCGCCGGUGUUUGAUGUUGAUGAAAGUGGUUAAGAGCAAUUGAAAAUGAGAUUUCUGCUAAUUUGGGGUUUUUCAAGAAACAAUUUGCACGGUUUUCGCCUUUCUUGACAAAGUAGAUAGUUCAUAGUUGUGUACUAUGACUUGCGUAAAACACCAGAUGGUGGACGACCAGAGCAUCACAUUAGAUGUUAACCCUAAAGCAUAUCCUUUGGCUGACCAGCAGAUGACCACAAAAAUUUUAAAUUUGGUUCAACAAGCAAUGAACUAUAAACAAUUACGUAAAGGAGCAAAUGAAGCCACUAAAACUUUAAAUAGAGGUAUUUCUGAAUUCAUUGUUUGUGCAGCAGAUGCAGAACCUUUAGAAAUUUUGUUACACUUGCCAUUGUUGUGUGAGGAUAAAAAUGUGCCGUAUGUUUUUAUUAGAUCAAAACAAGCAUUAGGCCGAGCGUGUGGUGUUUCAAGGCCAGUCAUAGCGUGUUCCAUUACCACUGAUGAAGGUUCACAAUUACGGCCUCAAAUACAACAAGUUCAGACUGAAAUUGAAAGACUAUUGGUUUAAUUUUGUACACUUUUUGACUUUUAUAAUACUGAAUUGGGAAUAUUAAUAAUAAUAAUAAUAAUACGUCAUUCAAAUGUUUAAAGUAUGUUAUUAUUUUGUAAUAUUAUGUUUAAUAAUAUGAUUUAUUAAUUCAAUACAUUUCCUUAAAAUAGA
Messenger RNA from Aphis gossypii (cotton aphid), 1142 nucleotides. Its product is annotated as NHP2-like protein 1. Bases 567 to 989 code for a protein of 140 amino acids. The transcript has 4 exons. NCBI's taxonomy places the organism in Eukaryota, Metazoa, Arthropoda, Insecta, Hemiptera, Aphididae. Gene Ontology annotation, cellular component: box C/D methylation guide snoRNP complex; nucleolus; U4/U6 x U5 tri-snRNP complex. The record is from RefSeq and is a predicted model, not a curated record. Gene Ontology annotation, molecular function: RNA binding. Gene Ontology annotation, biological process: mRNA splicing, via spliceosome; maturation of SSU-rRNA; ribosome biogenesis.